This is a messenger RNA of Trichoderma gamsii, 2517 nucleotides long. Its product is annotated as pfs domain-containing protein. Gene Ontology annotation, biological process: proteolysis. The coding region runs from base 1 to 2517 and encodes 838 amino acids. The record is from RefSeq and is a predicted model, not a curated record. Lineage: Eukaryota; Fungi; Ascomycota; Sordariomycetes; Hypocreales; Hypocreaceae. Gene Ontology annotation, molecular function: serine-type endopeptidase activity. The transcript has 4 exons.
AUGCCAUCAAGGGCUCCCGGCGCUUACAUGUACACUCGCCUCCCAGCAGUAAUGGCUCAUUCAUUAACACAGAUUACAGGAACAGUCUUUGGGGGUCUCAUUUUCCGAUUUCGGGAAGCUGUGGAUUUUUAUCAGCUUCGCAUGCGUCGAUUUGUACUUCUCCACUGCUUGUUGGAUAUUGAGGCUGAGGAGAUCAUUUUCAAAAAUGCCGUCUUGCGAGUCCUGGAAAUUGACCACAAGUUUGACAAAAUCGACUGGUUAUUGGCAGAGAGACUUUUGAAAUCGAAGCUAGGAGCGCAAUACAUGAUAUACAAUGACUGCAUUGAAAAAGUGCUCGCUAGUGUGAAUGCACUAGCAUUCCUAACUGAUCCGGACAAGAGCGAGAUUAGUGAAGGCAGCAGAAUUGCUUACCAACCAUAUAUCAAGCCUUUGAUAUGGGAUGAGGCAAAAUAUGAUAGAUUUCUGCUUGCGGUCUUGGAUAUAGAUGCUUCAGUUGAAAAGCAGCUCCAAGCCUUACACGAGGCUAACCAGAAGCUCAUGUCUGUCAAUGUGCAGAAGAUUAGUCUCGCGAAGGGAGAAUUUGCUAGGUUCGAAAAAUUGAGGUCAGACUCAUCAGCUGCAGUAUCAAGCCUAGCGUCCGAAUCAUUAUUCGAUUGCUCCUGUCAUCCAAAGCAUGCAACCUUCCUCAAGAUACCCGACUGGUACAAUAAUCAGGACCAAAAAGGAGAAGAACGGAUCUCAGUACUAUUCCAGAACAGAAUUGAGAGCUCUGCCUGGAAGAACAUGGAGAUGAGCUUUGACGUAACAAUAGCAGAAGCUGAGCAAAAGGAGCAACCCCGUCGAAGGGUUCGAUUUGCAGGUGUAAAACAAGAGGUGGAUGAAGAUACAGCUGACUCGAUCAUCAUCAACUUGCCUACAACAGAUCUUUCGCACAGUCGAAACCUAUGUUCCUUCUUCGCAUCAUACCAGGAGUCGAAAUCGAAAAACAGUGGACUCAAUGUCAUACUGACUACUACUUCGGGAUCGCGCGUCAAGAUGACUUCAAUGAUCACAAGCAACGAAACACCCGUUCUCCUGCCGCUAGAAGAACUUUUCAAGGGAUGUGAAAGGAGAUCGCUUACUACGCUAGAAAAGCUCAAACUAUCGAUACAGGCUGCUUCGGCAAUUUUAUGUUGCUCUACAUCUUGGCUCACGGGUUAUUGGAGUACUGCAAAUAAGAACUCCUGGUAUGAUAUUGAUGCCAUUAAAAUCAAUCUCUGGGCCUCCAGGGAUGCCAACGCUGGUCUAGCGGCCGACACACCAGAAUACUCAAUAGGCGCGUUCACGGACCCAGCAAUUCUAGCUCUCUCCAAAUUCUUAGUGGAGCUAUGGUUUGGUGCGCCCUGGGCUCAUGUGAAAAAGGCUUAUGGAUUGCGUCACCAGCGUGGCCUAACAACUGAAGCUGAAGAUCGCAAGAUGCUUGAAGUGAUAUUGAACUGGGCUUCAGACAUGUCUAUUAACCCCCAUGACCGCCCCUUUUACGAGGAGGGUCGCCUUUAUAUGCAUGCAGUGAGGAACUGUUUGGAGUGUGAUUUCGGGCAGAUGAAAAGUUCCAUGUCUGACAAAACAUUUCGAGAGGGAGUAUACAGCAAAAUACUACGCCCAUUGAGAUGGGCAUUGGACGAAUACUUAGCCGCCCAAAUCCGGUUGUUCGGGGAAGUGCGCGAUGUUCAGCCUGAAAAGGAGCACGCAAAUAAGCGUUUGACAAACAAUAGCGCCCUUUUUGACGAUGCUCGUAACAUUGAUGGUACUAAAAAUGCCAUCACAGAUGAGUGGUUCGAAGAUUACUACGCGGAAGUCAAGGAGGUCUCCAGGAGGAUGCGGUCGAGCCGGCCGAGCCUGCCAGAUCAGCGCAUUCGGGUUGCCGUCCUCGACACGGGUAUUGAUACCACUGACUCGCUGCUGCAUCCUUUCAUGCUCAGGCGGCAGAUCAUUUACCAGGACUUUACAUGUACCCAACCGAGCUCCUCACUUAAGGUCCAUGAAGACAAAGUUGGCCACGGAACACACAUAUGCGGCACUCUUCUACGGAUUGCGGAGAAUAUCGAUCUUUAUGUGGCGAGGGUGUCUGUCGACGGCAAAGACUGGAAUGAGUCGCAAGUUGCUAAGGCAAUUAAUUGGGCUGUGGAAGAGAAAAAAGUUCACAUCAUUUCCAUCUCCUUUGGUUUCCCUCGUACCACGGGACGGCUUGAGCCCAUACGACGCGCUAUUCUCAAGGCCAAUGCAGCAGACGUCUUGAUCUUUGCUGCGGCCAGUAACGGUGGGAAAAACAAAUCGAUAGCGUUCCCCGCUUGCAUGGACGAAGUGCUAUGUGUGGGUUCAACGGACGGGAAUGGAAAUAAAUCAAGCUUUACUCCUAAACCUAAGUAUGGCAAAUUCUCUGUGCGGUUGGAGAGUGUAUCGAAUCUUCCUGGCCCACAGAGCUGCUUGGUGAUGAUUUCCCGAGGAAAUCAGGCACAUCUUUUGCAACACCGAUAG